Molecule: messenger RNA, 1474 nt
Organism: Miniopterus natalensis
Lineage: Eukaryota; Metazoa; Chordata; Mammalia; Chiroptera; Miniopteridae
Gene: AARSD1
Product: alanyl-tRNA synthetase domain containing 1
Biological process (GO): alanyl-tRNA aminoacylation; regulation of translational fidelity
Molecular function (GO): Ser-tRNA(Ala) deacylase activity; ATP binding; alanine-tRNA ligase activity
Source: RefSeq, a predicted model, not a curated record
GGCGCCUCAGAGCUGGGAUCCCCGCGUCCCGGGGAACCGUGGCGAUGGCGUUCCGGUGUCAGCGGGACAGCUACGCCCGGGAGUUCACCACCACCGUGGUCUCCUGCCGUCCGGCGGAGCUACAGACCGAAGGGAGCAAAGGCAAGAAGGAAGUGCUGAGCGGCUUCCAAGUGGUGCUGGAAGACACGCUGCUUUUCCCGGAGGGCGGGGGACAGCCUGAUGACCAUGGUACAAUCAAUGACAUUUCUGUGCUGAGAGUGACCCGCCGGGGGACCGAGGCUGAUCAUUUCACACAGACACCCUUGACCCCUGGGACUGAGGUUCACGUCCGGGUGGACUGGGAGCGGAGGUUUGACCACAUGCAGCAGCACUCAGGGCAGCAUCUCAUCACAGCGGUUGCCGAUCAUCUGUUUGGGCUGAAAACAACAUCGUGGGAAUUAGGGCGACUCCGGAGUGUGAUUGAGCUGGACAGCCCCUCUGUGACUGCAGAGCAAGUAGCUGCCAUUGAGCAGAGGGUCAAUGAAAAAAUCAGAGAUCGGCUGCCCGUGAGUGUGCGAGAACUGAGCCUAGAUGAUCCUGAGGUGGAACAGGUGAGGGGCCGCGGUUUGCCAGAUGACCAUGCUGGGCCCAUUCGAGUUGUUACCAUCAAGAGUGUUGAUUCCAACAUGUGCUGUGGGACCCAUGUGAGCAAUCUCAGUGACCUGCAGGUCAUUAAACUUCUGGGCACUGAGAAGGGGAAAAAGAACAAAACCAACCUGAUAUUUCUGGCUGGGGACCGGGUGCUGAAGUGGAUGGAAAGAAGUUAUGGAACUGAAAAAGCACUGACCUCUCUGCUUAAGUGUGGAGCAGAGGAUCACGUGGAGGCAGUGAAGAAGCUGCAGAACUCCACCAAGCUCCUGCAGAAGAACAACCUGAAUCUGCUGAGAGACCUAGCUGUGCACAUUGCCCACAGCCUCAGGAACAGCCCAGACUGGGGAGGUGUGGUCACAUUACACAGGAAGGAGGGUGAUUCUGAGUUCAUGAAUAUCAUUGCCAAUGAGAUCGGCUCAGAGGAGACCCUCCUGUUCUUAACUGUAGGCGAUGAAAAAGGCGCUGGGCUCUUCUUACUGGCAGGGCCAGAUGAGGCGGUAGAGACCCUGGGACCCAGGGUGGCUGAGGUGCUGGAAGGCAAAGGAGCGGGGAAGAAAGGCCGCUUUCAGGGUAAGGCCACCAAGAUGAGCCGGCGGGCAGAGGCGCAGGUGCUUCUCCAGGACUACAUCAGCACACAGAGUGCGGAGGAGUGAGGACUGGGCACCUCCUGGUGCUCCUGCCUUUGAGAACAGGCCUCCUGUGUCAGCAGAAAGAGUCUCUUGGACAAUAAAAUUCUUUGACUUGCAAUGAUUGUGGUACCACGUUUAACUAAUUUAUGUAGUAUACUCCAGUGUGCUUAUGCAAUAAGUAUCUGAAUAAACAGCUUACUAAUUUGGACCCACUA